AUGUCCACCGCUCGCUAUGCGCCCUCGGCCGCCCAUCCCAUGGCCCAGCAAGCCGCAUACCGCGCUCCAGCGCCCAUCGCCGUCUCCAAUGCUCCCCCAGGCACCUUUGCGCCUGGCACAAAGGUCCAGGUGGGCAACCACCGUGUCACCAUCGAGAAGUACCUCUCCGAGGGCGGUUUCGCGCAUGUCUACCUCGUCCGCGUUCCCAAAUCCGACAACGGAACUCCCGAGACGGCCGUCUUGAAGAGAGUAGCCUGUGCAGACAAAGAUGCACUGGCAAACAUGAGGACUGAGGUGGAGACUAUGAAGAAGCUCAAGGGCCACAGCAAGAUCGUCACAUACAUGGACUCGCAUGCUUCACAACUCAAGACUGGGGGCUAUGAAGUCUUCCUCCUUAUGGAGUUUUGCUCAGGCGGCGGUUUGAUCGACUUCAUGAACACAAGGCUACAGCAUAGGUUGACCGAGCCCGAAAUUCUACACAUCUUCUCCGAUGUCGUCGAGGGCGUUGCAACUAUGCACUACCUCAAGCCGCCGCUCCUCCAUCGCGACCUGAAGGUCGAAAACGUCCUCAUCACUACCGUCGGAGGCAACAAGAUAUACAAAUUAUGCGAUUUCGGAUCCACCGCACCGCCAAGACCUGCCGCUACAACUGCCGCCGAAGGGAGACUGAUCGAGGACGAUGUACAACGCCAUACUACACUACAGUACCGCAGUCCAGAAAUGAUUGACGUAUACCGCAAACAGCCGAUAGAUGAGAAGAGCGACAUCUGGGCGCUGGGUGUGCUCUUGUACAAACUGUGCUACUAUACUACACCAUUCGAAGAGGUGGGACAGAUGGCCAUCUUGAACGCCACGUUCAAGUACCCAGCUUACCCUCAGUUUUCCGACAGAAUAAAGAAGCUCAUAGGCUCGAUGCUGCGAGAGAAUCCACAGCAUCGACCGAAUAUCUACCAGGUGGUCGCUGAGGUCUGCUCAAUGCGACACCGACCUAUUCCUAUCAAAGACAUCUAUUCUGGCAGAACACAGUCAGAAGCGCGACGGAAUCAGCAGCUUCCGCCUACCGAGCCCCAGGUCUCUUCGCCGCCUCCUGUUGUGGGUCUGCAAAGAGUUGCACCCACAGUUCAGGUCCAACAAAUACCAGAGGUUACACCCAUGAGAAGAGGCAGGCCUACUGGUCCCGCUCAGCAACCUCCGGCGGCAAGGCCAAGUCCAUCGCCCAUGAGAGGCACGACAUCCGAUCCAUUUGCUGCACUUGACUCUCAGGAUGUCCAGGUCAGACGUGCUGCUGCUGAUGAACUGGCCUCGCGCUUCCCAUCUCUGGAUGAAUUCUCCUUAUUGCAUGACCGAGGCCAGAAGUUUGAAUUUGGUGAAGCACCAACGACUUCCGACCCAGCACUUACCAAGCGAGUGACGGAUGCGCUUGCCGACGAAGCCUUUGCAUCACCUCCACUCUCCAAGGUCGACUCAACACCUGGAGUUAAGCCUUCAUCUACAGUGUCCUCUACGGGUGUCUCCAGGACCACUUCUCUGAGAAAGCCACAACCCUAUGAAGCCAAAGAUAGUCCGCGAAACGCAAGUACAAACAUACAGUCACCCAUCCCACAGCGGGUCGGUAUGGUGUCCACUGGUGUCCAAACGUCUCCACGGGCGUCUCCUGUUUCCGCACAGCAGAAACUUCCUGACGUUAACAACCGGCCAAUCUGGAAAGUACCUCUUUCAACACACCACAAUCGUGCUUUGAGCCAACAGGCGUCGGAAAGUCGACCGAGAAGUCCUCUGAGCAGCCCAUCAUUGAGACCCGAAUUCGCUUUGCCAGCGCGCCCUUCCUUUGAGUCGAGAUCGAAAUCUCAACUCAACAUCCCUCAAUCUCCUGCUUCAUCUAGACCUUCUCUGGAAAGCUCGCGCCCAUCGACUAUGGAGAUCGGCUCUGCAAUCGAUCGAUCGAGAUCUGCAAAUUCGAAUGCACGUCCAGCUAGUAUGCACGUAGAGUCAAACCUUGACUAUCUCCGUGAUCGAGAGAUGGCACCCGGUCGUAACUUUGAUGCUCCAUCAUUACAGCGUCGCGUUACCGCAAACGCAAUCGACGAUUCUGAACCCGAGGAGAAGAAUGUCAGGUCAAGCGUCGAUUUCCUCCGUUCUAUCGAACAAGAGGAGCAUGGGCAUAAGCACCGCCGAAGUAGCUCACAUGGCAAGCAUGGCAAGCGCGGCAGCAUCACGAAUAUUGUCAAGGGAAGGUUUGGUGACGCUUUCCGCCGCUUUGAGUCUACGAAGACGCCUGAGCACGAGCGAGAUCAACCACCCAUGACACCUACCAACCAGGUUAUGGAUUCCAAGGGUAGCUUGACACCCAUUGCCGGCUCCGAAGCUACAGGUGGCUUGAGUGACGAUGACCGCAGCCAAAUUGAUGAAACACAGGAUCUGCCACCAGAGGUUCGAAGAGAACUUGAGAAGAGGCAGUUGGCUGAAGAAGAGCGUCGUGUUGAAGCUGCUGCAGCCGAAUAUAAGCAACGCGUCGCUUCGCAAGGGCAAGGAGGGCCUAAAGCUGGCCCGUCCAAGGCUUCGUCGAUUCAGAACCGCGUCAAGAACUUGCUAGAUGAAAGUAGCAAACCAGCAGCUUCCAACCGUACGGCCGAGGGCUACGGAAAGUACACCGAUACUGGAAAGCCUCUGCCUAUGCGACCACAGGAUCAAAGCGGUGCACGACAGCCACCUGCCAUUGCUCGGAAACCCAUGAACGUCUCCUCACAACAGCCCCAAGACCUCGCUUACGCAAAACCGUCUUCGAUCCGACCAAACAUGCCGCCACCAGCACCUUCCGCCUCGGCACCACCAACGAUCAACGUCCGCAACCCUUCUGGGCCUCCUCCACGCGCCCCCAAGCCCAAAAAUUUGCAGACAGGUGGCUCAGUAGGUCCUGGCCAAAGUUCGCCUGUCAAGUCUACCCCCACAGUCAAGGAGAAGCCACUUCCGCCCAUCAGCCGUGACGGCGGUGAAGACUUCGACGUCGACACCUUCAGCAAGCGUUACCCCAGCCUAAGUGGUCUGGAAAUGGUAGAAACAGAGAUCCCACGCCACACCGUUCGCGAUGUCUAA
This is a messenger RNA of Alternaria atra, 3093 nucleotides long. RefSeq lists its product as uncharacterized. The transcript is spliced from 3 exons. The record is from RefSeq and is a predicted model, not a curated record. Bases 1 to 3093 code for a protein of 1030 amino acids. NCBI's taxonomy places the organism in Eukaryota, Fungi, Ascomycota, Dothideomycetes, Pleosporales, Pleosporaceae. Gene Ontology annotation, cellular component: cytoplasm. Gene Ontology annotation, biological process: actin cortical patch assembly; actin filament organization; peptidyl-threonine phosphorylation. Gene Ontology annotation, molecular function: ATP binding; protein serine/threonine kinase activity.